Messenger RNA from Pantherophis guttatus, 7190 nucleotides. The record is from RefSeq and is a predicted model, not a curated record. NCBI's taxonomy places the organism in Eukaryota, Metazoa, Chordata, Lepidosauria, Squamata, Colubridae.
GCCUCCUUCGCUUGAAUUGCCGUCUUCUCCCGGCUCAGUGGCGGGCCAUGGGUGGGAGUGUAACACCGCUCCCACGUGACCGGCGUGUUUAUGCAAAAUGGCGGCGCCCAGGGGUGCUCUUGGUAUGCUGCGCCUGUUCACGGGCCAUGUGACUGACUGUCAGCGUAUUUUCUACUCAUCAGUUAAUCAUAUCUACUUAUACCAGUCAAGCAUUCAUCAAAGAAGAUAUCUUUUUUGCCACAGACAGAAAAAUGCUUAUAAGGUAGUUUGGCCCGCUGAUGUUUCUCCUCCUCAUCCAGUUCCUAAGCAUAUAAAGCAGCCAGACUAUGUGACGACAGGCGCUCUGCCUGACAUGGGAGAUGAAAUAGACCUUAAGAAUGAAGAUCAGAUUCAACGGCUUCGUCAGGCUUGUCAGCUGGCCCGUCAUGUCCUGCGUCUGGCUAUGAGGAGUGUAAAGGUUGGCAUGACUACAGAAGAAAUAGAUUAUUUGGUUCACCAUGAAAUAAUCAAGCACAAUGGUUACCCGUCACCUCUAGGAUUUAAAGGUUUUCCAAAAUCUGUGUGUACUUCAGUAAACAACGUGGUAAGCCAUGGAAUUCCUGACAGCCGCCCUCUCCAGGAUGGCGAUAUUAUUAACAUUGAUGUCACAGUGUAUCUCAACGGCUACCAUGGUGAUACAUCCGAAACGCUGCUAGUAGGGAAUGUGGAUAAGGCUGGUCAAAAGUUAGUGGAGAUUGCCAAGAAAUGCAGAGAUGAAGGAAUUGCAGUUUGCAGACCUGGGGCUCCUUUCUCUGUAAUUGGAAACACAAUCAGAACUAAACCAAGGCAACUACUGAGAAUAUGUGGUCCUGGGGCCCUUCAAAUGCUAAGAGUCUGUUCUGCAAUCAUACCCAUUGUGGUUGCAAACCCAACUUAUCAUGACCUCAUCCAAAAACCAACCUAAAUAUUACUUUGAAAGUAGCUGAAGAAGAACCGGACAGCCCGAAGUAUGCUGAUUUUGAUAUUGGUCAUUAAUGAAUAAUAACCUUUCCACAGGCCUCUCUUUGUUUUUAUAUUCGGUUUUGCCAUUGUAAAAAUAAAACCUUAGGUGGGAGGGGCAGCAAAAAAAUAUUGACUAAGCUACCAGAGUAGGACAAACAAAUAUAUUAAGGAAAAAUUAAAUCAUGUGUAAUGUAGGGAAAUUAUUAUUCUUAUAGUUGCAUAUCCAGAUAAUAAUUUCCAUUUAUUAUUUAUUGAUCAUUGUUACUUAUUAUUAUUUAAACUUGCAGGCCAUCUGACUCUCAAGGACUCUAGGCAACUCAAAGCCAUAAAUGAAAUUAAAAUAAAAUCAGUAAAAAAAAAAAAAAAAGAUAAAAGAUAGUCUUAACAGUUCUGAAAUCCGACUCUGUGUGGAGUCAGUGCUUAAUAAGUGUUGAAGACAAAUAAAUGCAAUGCUGCUCCUGUACAAUUUUUGUCUACAUGCAUCACAUUUUUUUUCUGUGUUGAUAAUGUUAAACAGCCUUUGUCUUCAAUACUGUUGUCAUGCCAAUAAAAUGUAGCAACAGAAAGCUACAUCUCUUGAUCAACUUGAGCCAGUUCAGUUGAAAUGUUUGUUACUUUACACCUUAUUGACCCAACUAAGAAAAUAGAAAUGAUUUGUUUAAAUCCGAAUGUUCUAAAUUCACUGAUUUGGCAUAAGUGUGAAUAAAGUGCUGGAACUGAAUUGGUUGCGAACCACCAUAAUAGAAAACUUCGCUAUCGUCUUUCAAGCUGAUAAAGAUGAUGAUCCUAGUUCCAGUUGCUGGCAUUUUGGACCGUGAAACAUUUUUGUAAAAUAGUAAGCCAAAUAAGAGGAAUUUGUCCUCUUCAAUCAGGUGUAAUUUGCAGUACAGUAAAACAGCAUGAGACUUCGCUUAGGCAGAUACCCAUCUAUUGUUAGAAUAGAUGCUCAAUAAGACACAUCGUGCAGAAGUACACUACACUGCAGCUCUGAUUAUUUAUACAUUAGCCCCUGCUUGCUGCUGAUCCACAAAAAAGAAGAAGGGGGAGCCUGGCUUGCAAUAGACUUUAUCUCCCAUCCGGAUGGUGCCCUGGAAGGCCUUAAAGUCUGGCUGUUCUCCUGGGCCUUGAAGUUGAACGGGUAGAAGCCCUGGUUUAGCUGUGCUUGACAUCAUGCUGCCUAUGUUUAGGGACUUCUCUUGAAUUCUUUUGUCUUCCUUUUCUUUACUGUAUUUUUUUUUUAACCUGCUUGUAUUUUUAUCUUGUCUUCUUUUUAUUGGGAGCCACCCAGAGUCAUUUUUAAAUCAGGCAGCGCCGAAAUCAAAUCAAGUAAAUAAAUACUGCUCUUUGCGUUCAUUUCCCUCCCUCCUGCCCUGACCUGUUAAUCUCUCGAUAUUUUGGACUACAAGUCCCAUAGCUGUCAAUGCAACACUACCGUGGAAAGUGGGAGAAACUGAUAUCAUAAAUGGAAGGUCCUUUAACGCUGAAUGUGUGGUACUGAUUGCCUAAGAAUCUUGUUCCUAUUGCCCCGGAGUCAAAAGGCUUCUCUGACAAUUUUUUUUUUCGGUAGAAAAUAUUGAGAACAAGGAAAGGAACAUUGUCAUCAAAUAUCUACAAAAGGACAGCCACAAAUCGAGUGAUCUUAAAGACAUGGACAUUUUUUAAAAAUGUAUGGAAGCUUUUUUGAUAUUUUCAUUAUUCAUAAACUCAAUUUCCUCUCUCAGUCGCACACAGGCACAUACAUCAGAAUUGAUCACCAUCACAAUGUAGCCCCCAUAAAGGAGGUCUUCUCUGCUGUAGUGGUGUAGCUUUUUGUGCUCCCAAUAUGCACAGGCAUUUGCUUUUAGGUAUUAGCCUGUGCAAAGCAUUCAGAGAGAUGCAUCACAAAAAGGUCUGAGUACGAGCAAAGGCUCAGCGUAGUUGUUUCAGGAGCAUUCCCAGGAAGGAAGACAGCUGUGUGCUGGGGCAGUGGCAUGUGAAGAUGGGUUGGGGGAGCCCACAAAAAACACAGCUGAGCUUUCUGGAGCUGGCAGUUGCCCCAGUGCUUCUUACUCUAAAUAAAUGGUUUUUGAAAGUGCUCCCUUGAAUCAUUUGCAGGAAAGAGAAACAUAGCAGGAAAGUCAACAAAAGUCAGUCCAGAGGACUUGUUUUCAGUGAAACAAAGAUAGGGAGGCUUCAGUUUUAUAGCCAACAAAUGCUGUGCACGCAUGUUGUCUGUCACAGAUUUAUUUGUUCAGUUUCUAUAGCUGCCCAUGCCCAUCUCAAGCAAGUGACUCUGUGUGACGAACCAUCAUAAAAUAAUUAAAAACAGCUACAAAAUAAUACAAAAUUAACUUCAGGUAUUCCUUGAUUUACAACCAUUUGUCUAGUGACCAUUCGAUGUUACAACAGCACUGAAAAAAAGCGACUUAGGACUGUUUUUCACAUGACCCGUUGCAGCAUCCCCAUGGCCAUGUGAUCAAAAUUUGAAUGCUUGGCAUGUAUUUAGGAUGGUUGCAGUGUCCUGGGGUCACGUGAUCAUCUUUUGUGACCUGACAAGCAAAGUCAAUGGGGAAGCCAGAUUCACUUAACAACUGUGUUACUAACAACAACUGCAGUGAUUCACUAAGAAAAAUUGUAAAAUGGGGCAAAACUCAGUUAACAACUGUCUUGCUUACCUACAGAAAUUUUGGGCUCAAUUAUGUUCGUAAGAUAAGGACUACCUGUGUAUAUGGCAGCCGGGAAAAAAAAUAAUCACAGAUAUCAAUACAGCUAGGAAAUGGGGUCCUUCACACAUACAGGGCUCCAAUCCAGGCACAAAUCCAGAUCUUUUAAGACCUUACGAAAGGCCAUUCUCAAUCCAUAAGAGAGAAUGUUUCAGAGCGCAAGGGCUACCUUAGAGAAGGCACAUUUUCUAUUCCUCACCAGUCAACUUUCCAUGUUAGGAAUGCUUCGUUAAUAUUAUUCCAAAUUAAAGAAUCAUGUUUUUCUCCAAUACAUUUAAAUGUUCUGUGCUUAAUUUGACAAAUUUUUCAUAUUUCUACAAUUGGCUUUCACCUCUUUGGUAAGACAUCAGCUAGAGGAUUUUAGUCAAAUAAUUGUUGGAGAAAUUUAAAUUGAUAUUUACAUUUUUUUCCCCUGCAAAAUUCAGUCUUACUCAAAACUGAGGAACUAAGAACUCUGUUUCCUUGGCUUCUAGAUUCAAUCUCGCUACAACAGCCUUUGCAAUUUCAUUCUGCUGUAUAAUUUGCAUGACGUUUGGAAUAUUACUUUGCCUCCUUUCUUUUGGGGUCUUCUUUCACCUGUUAUUUCCUCAGCUUCCUGAUUUUCAGUUCCUUUUCUACAUUUUCGGACUAUCUAAAUCUACAGAUACAGUUCCCUCUCAUACCACUCACGUCUUCUCCUUUCCAGGUUCUUGCCCCAAGUUCCAUGUCUCCUACUUUCUUGGAUCUCUUCCUUCUUUUUCGAUGGCCGUGCAAAGCUAUUCCUUUCCAUAAGAGAUUUUUUCUAGUCAGAGAAUUAUCCUUUAUUUUCUUUAGUGUAAUAAAAUUGUACAUAUGGACAGCUCUGGUUUGAUGAGCUUAGUUGUAAAGGCUGUUCCAUUCAUCACAACCAUUGAAUUAACCAAUUUUAAAAGCCAGAAAUACAAUACAAAGCAGAUUUAUAUAUAUCAAACUAUAUUGGAUCAGAUCUUUAGACCCAAUAUAGGAGUUUAAAUUGCUCUUGGUGAAGUGUGCUUACUUUUCGCCUCAAGUCAAUCUUGCACAAUAGCACAUCCAGUGGCGACACUAAAUGGCUACAGAAUUCCCACUGAUCGAAAAUGGGCACUAGAUUUCUGACAGAUAUUAGAAACUGCAUCCAAAUGAAUGGAAUUGCUUGGAGUGUAGUGGUGGUUAUAUAUAUAAACCACAUAAAUAAUUCAUACUGAAGUUUACAUAUCCCUUGUUAUAUCUGUCAACUAGGAAUGUGCAAAUCAUGCAAGGCCUUAUUUGAACUAGUUUGGUGUCAAUUAAUUAGAAGGGAUGAUUCAGUCAAAGCUUUGAAUGGAGGCUUUGCAUAACCAUAAUAUCUCUCUCUCUCUCAGCCACUGAUUUAUUGCAGAGAUGGGAGAACUUCAGGUCCCAGGAUCUGUGUGUUUUAAUUUCAACUCCAAAACUAAUGGCAGCUUAGUAUAAAGCUAUGCAGUUAGGAUUAAACAAUUUGGAAGUCAAAACUUAUUUAAGUAUCCUAUCUAAGAAUUUAAAAAAAAACUUUAAAAAAAGCACUUUAAUGUUGCAAGAUAAUAGGCAUGAAUAAACCCAAAUAAAAAAUUAAUCCAAUUAUUUUGGCACUAGCAAACUUGGAGAAAAGUAUAGAAAUGUAAAAAGGCUGUUGCUCCAUUGUUGAAGAAACAGACUUAUUAUUUUCUCUUUAGCGUGUUCAUUUUUAUGAAUAAGUGUGGACAUUGUUAACUUUCUGGCUUCUUUUCAUUAUCAUUUUUCUUGGGGACUCCAAUUAAACCUUUCAAAUCCCAUCAAGACAGAUUUUCUACCCCAUCUUUUAACUUCCAUGUUCCUGUUUCUUUGUGUCAUUACUUAACUCCCUGUGACUAUUUAGGUGAUCCAUAAAGACAUUUCAGCUAUCAUGCAUUUGAGAUCUAUACUCUGCUGUGCCCCAGAAUCACGCAAAAUACUGUAAUAGCUAAAGAUUUUUGUUGGUGUGUUGGUAGGCAAGCAGUAGCUAAUCUAUAGAACCUGUUCAGAAAAAUCCGUUCAAGGUGUUAUCUGUGAACAUAAUGAAAAGCUAUUGACCUACUUCUCCACUUUGCAGUAGUUGGGAGUCUUCUGUAUCCUGGGAGCACUUGAUUGUGGCCGUGCGCUCGUGAGCAUUGGGGCAAAGGGUAUGGCCUCAUGUGAUGUGUAAAAUAAAUGGGAGAAAAGAAACCAAUUCCUCGCCUUUACAGACACACAGGCUGGCGUCUUUGAAAAAGAACCAACCAGAAUAUUCGGGGAGGGGGGGUUAAUAUACAGCAAGUUUUCAACAAUACCUCCAAAUUGUAAUUUUGUAGAGCUGACAAUAUCUCAUGCCAACUGAACUCCGUCAACAGACAUAAUUCUACAUAUAGACGGCAGCAUUUUAAGACUGCUGUUUUUUGUGCAUGUCAUUUCUUCGUAAAAAAAAAAAAAAAGUACUGGACUCAACUCAUGAGUGCCAGUGGUCACAGCCAUCUCUAUCACGUUCCUGGGGCAAUGUACAGUAUAUACAAAUAGAGUAUUAUUUAAUGAAAGAACUGGAGCAAUAAGACCAUGUCUUCAACUUUCUUUCCUUUUACAUGACUGACUUUCAGUUGCUAUGGCAUUAUUAAGAGAUAUUUGCCUUGAACAUUCCAUAAAAUAUUCUAUAAAACAGAUUGCAGUCUUCAAAUGUGAGGAAAUUGGGAAUUUGGGAUGUGAAAGUAUAUGUAGCACCAAUUUUUCCCCACAAUGCAUCUAUAAUGGACCUAAAAUGAGGCCACCAAGCAAUAACAAAUGUGUUAUUGUAUAUGCAGUCAUAUGCAAUCCCAGAGAACUGAAAGAGGUCCUCUCUUUCUUUUUUAACAAAGAGAAGCCCAAAGAGGAUUAAACCCAGUUAGCAACAUUAGGAGCCACCAUAUGCUGAGAGAAUUGGAAAAUAUAAAGACAAUGGGAAUUGUGGAAUCCAGGGGCUCCAUGGUUCAAUCCUGAGCUAUGUAUGUUCUCUUAUAUUGGAACAGUAGGAAUUGAAUUAGCUUGAACCCUUAACAGUUUAUUAACCCAGAGGAAGACACAUUAUGUUAAUGAUGAUGAAGUUAUACUGCAAUGGUACAGUAGUGGCCAAAAUUGUGGAAACCUUUUGGGGAAAGUGUAUUUUUGAGGUUUGAUGGCUAAUAACACCCCUUUUUUUUGGAGUAGUACUAUAAAAUUAUAUAGCAAUGGAAAGAUAAUUUAAUUUAUGGAAAGAUAAUUUAAUCAAGAAUGUAAUGCUUUUCAACUUUUUUCAUGGAUUCUAGAUUUUAGGCCAAAUUCCUGCAGUCUGCGCCAAACACUUCACACUGGAUUGCGCCAUUGCAUCUUAUAUACACCCAGAUCAGUGGUGGGUUGCUCCUGGUUCGCACCGGUUCGCAAGAACCGUAGUAAAAAAUUUUAAUAGUUCGGAGAACUGGUAAUAACAUUGGCUGGCCACGCCUCCGAACCGGUCCCCGGCCCGGUCACCACUCGCUUACCCCACCCACCUCA